Capronia coronata CBS 617.96 is the source of this 822-nucleotide messenger RNA. RefSeq lists its product as uncharacterized. The record is from RefSeq and is a predicted model, not a curated record. Lineage: Eukaryota; Fungi; Ascomycota; Eurotiomycetes; Chaetothyriales; Herpotrichiellaceae. The transcript has 2 exons. The coding region runs from base 1 to 822 and encodes 273 amino acids.
AUGCCUCAAUCAGCUGUUCAAAGUCCAUCAGCGAAUAAUACUGGAAUUGGCACAGAGACUCCGUCUUCAGCCACAAGCACACCACCGGAGAGCCAAUUUACCAGCUCAGUAUCCCCAUCAAAGCCCUCUCAGAAAAGCAGACAGCAACAACGAAAACGAACCCAAGGCCUGGACUAUGGAUCUUUAGAAGCUCUCUUCACUCAAGAACAGACAAAACCGUCCACCGAUACGUCCAGCGCCCCGCCGUCUUCGCCGUGGUACAUUCUGACCACGGCCAACCUCCUAGCAUUCCACAAGGAGAAACUCAUCGGCGAGCUAUGGACAUAUCUGGCCACCUCUCUUCAUCAGAACCGCCAUCUUCCCAAAGUCGACGAAGCCAAUGACGACGACGUUAUGGAAGAAGAAAAGAGAUUACUACUACUCACAGCAAGACGAAUCCGAGAAGCCUGUCUCAAAGCCAGCACGCUCGUCGGAUUUCCUCGAGCAAUCAACGCUCUCUUCUCCCUCACCUCCGCCAUCGAACGCACCCACCCAUCCCUCUCGGCCAUCUUGUCCAGCGACACGUCUCUCCGCGCGCAUGUCGGUCCCAGCGAGAAAUACACUCGAGGCAUGUCCUUCUUCUCGCAGAUCUACAAACAGCACACGGCGCGUGUGCUGGCCGCCAUGGAUGCCACUUCGGGCGGCGAUCUGACCCAUUUCGCCAUCAACUGCAUCUACGGCGAACUGCUGAGCGAGACCAGUCUCCUCGACGGCCUGGAGACGGGGCUGUUGGAGUUUGUGUGUUGCCUGGCGGACGGGUGUGGACCACAGGCCAAGGGGUGA